Sapajus apella (tufted capuchin) is the source of this 1249-nucleotide messenger RNA. It is a transcript of the gene CSF2RA, whose product is annotated as colony stimulating factor 2 receptor subunit alpha. Gene Ontology annotation, cellular component: membrane. The transcript is spliced from 7 exons. NCBI's taxonomy places the organism in Eukaryota, Metazoa, Chordata, Mammalia, Primates, Cebidae. Bases 357 to 1205 code for a protein of 282 amino acids. The record is from RefSeq and is a predicted model, not a curated record. Gene Ontology annotation, molecular function: cytokine receptor activity; protein binding.
CAUCUUUGGGGUCAUUUUUCUGUCUCCCACAUAGGAUUAGGAUGAGGACAUCUUUGGGGUCAUUAUUCUGUCUCCCACAUGGGAUUAGGAUGAGGACAUCUUUGGGGCCAUUACUCUGUCUCCCUCAUGGGGAUUAGGGUGUGGACAUCUUUGGGGCCAUUAUUCUGUCUCCACAUGACGAUUAGGAUGUGGGCAUCUUUGGGACCAUUAUUCUGUCACCCACAUGGGAUUAGGACGUGUGCAUCUUUGGGACGUCCCCUGGGACGCCCUGCCAGGAGUGCUCUGGCUAAACCCGCUCCUCACCGUGUGACACUUUCUGUCCUGCAGCCCCUCUGCAGCUCUCCUCUCUGGUCAGCAUGAAGUCCCUCCUGGUGACAGCCGUUCUCCUCUCUGGGUUGCUGCGUGCUGCAGCCCUCCUGACCGCAGGGGACUCGGGUGGACCAACUGCGGCCCCAGCCUCCAGCCUCAACCUCACGUUCAACUCCAGGACAAUGAAAUUAAGCUGGAACUGCAAAGAAAACACCAGCCUGAGCAGGUGUAUCUUAAUACACAAGAAGGACGGACCCAUCGAAUACAGGCUCAGGAAGAAAGAAUGUUGGUGCACGUUUCGUGAGGUCACGCUACAUGGAGGAGUCACUUUCGAGGUUCACGUGCAGACCAGCCAAGGAGUGUUUCAAGAAACAAUGCCUUAUCCGAACCCCGGCAGACAGGGUUCCGCUGCCCGGAAUUUCUCCUGCAUCAUCUACAACGCGGAUUUCAUGAACUGUAGCUGGGCACGGGGUCCGAACGCCCCCCGCGAUGUCCAGUAUUUUUUGUCCGUACAAGACUCAAAGGGAAGGAGGGAGAUUCGGUGUCCUUAUUACACGCAGGACUUGGGAACCCACGUGGGGUGUCACCUGAACAACCUCACGGGAUUAUCCUCACGCAAUUACUUCCUGGUUACCGGAACCAGCCGAGAAGGCGAGGUCCAGUUCUUCGAUUCACUUUUGGACACGAAUAAAAUAGAACGCUUCGACCCGCCCAGCAACGUCACGGUGACCUGCAACAAGACGCAGUGUGUCGUGCGGUGGAGACAGCCCAGGACACACCAGCGCCUGCACCACCAGGAGCUCAGCUACCAGCUGCACGUGUGCAGAGAGAACUCCCAGCCUGACGCGGAAAACACACUGGUAAGUGAAACCACAGGCCACUCUCAGGACCGCUAGCAUAACCCUAUAGCCUAUGAACAACCCAGAGUUCAACCCCGAAU